UUAAACUGGUUCCAGUGUUUCUCCUCUGGUGAUGGAGAAGCAGUGUUUCUUAAAGUCUGUGUUUUUGGUUCCAAAAGAUAAAUUAAUUCUUCCCGUAAUAAAGCCCCUGAACUCAGCUUCUUACACUACAGGGCUCUCAUUUACCUACAACCACAAUAUCCUGCUUCAAAAGCAGAACACGUCAUCAGCUUGCUGUUGGCCAUGGUUUUCCUGUUGCUUUAGCGAAAGAAGGCUUUUUAUACGAGCUCUGCCCAACGCUGUGUGCCGUGCCGAGGAGCCGUGAAGAUGAUUUCAUAUUGUCCCAUAUGUGGAAAGCCUGUUUACUUUGCUGAGAGGAAGCGUUCUCUAGGCAAAGACUAUCAUCCCCUUUGUCUGAAGUGUUACCAGUGCAAACGGCAGCUCAGCCCCGGCCAGCACGCAGAGUAUGAUGACAAACCCUACUGCAAUCACUGCUACCUGCAGCACUUUGGACCAAGAGGAACAAGACGGCCAACGUCUCGCUCAUCUCUUGGGGCAGCUUCCUCUUCCAAAGUUCCAGUGGGAAACCAGAACAACUCCUAGAUGGCCCUGCUUUAAUAUUCAAAACUCGGAGACUCAUUACUGGACUGUGAUAAAGUAGCAAGAUGGCAUUGUACUUUUACCCACAGACUAAGAAAAAUGCAGCUGAAGAAGAAUGUUGCUUCUGAGAAUGACUGAUAAUCAGACAAGUCAUAAGAGAACAUGCUUCUAAACUGAAAUCCCUCCUACUGCAGAUUAAAAUUGUGCUGUGAUAAAUGAAUUUUAAUGAGCUACAAUGAAUUUUAAUGGGAUAUAUUCUUGUUUGUGUGAAGGGGACAUAUUCAUAGCAUCGACUUGAUUUUCUAACAGCUUAGAAAUUGUUGGUUUACUCAUCUGUUACCUGAAUUGACACUGAAAUCUGUAAAUAAUGAUCUCUUUACCAGUAUAAUCGACUUCCAGGUGGAAACUUUCUCAGCAAUGAUCGAUAGGUGUCUCCAAUUAUUCCCCGGUUGGACAGCUCAGAUGUACAAAUCUCUUCACCUCAUCUUCUCCAGUAGGGCAAAAAGCUGGAAGCUUGGAACACAUUACUAUCAAUAUUUCCCCAGCUUUCUUCGCUGAAUCUGUCUUUGACUGGCAGCUGUUGAGAAUGUCAGCACAUGCCUUGGGUUACUCUACUAAGAAAUGGUCAUCUCUA
This is a messenger RNA of Mauremys mutica (yellowpond turtle), 1192 nucleotides long. Its product is annotated as cysteine-rich protein 1-like. Gene Ontology annotation, biological process: regulation of gene expression; intrinsic apoptotic signaling pathway in response to DNA damage. The record is from RefSeq and is a predicted model, not a curated record. Gene Ontology annotation, molecular function: zinc ion binding. The coding region runs from base 286 to 561 and encodes 91 amino acids. The transcript has 4 exons. Lineage: Eukaryota; Metazoa; Chordata; Testudines; Geoemydidae.